GCACCCGCGGUGAGCACUGCGCACGCAUCCUUGCGCCAGCGGCUCCCUGGGGACCGCCCGAGUGCACCCGAAACUGGGAAAGGUUCCUCAAGAUGUCUGCUUCAGUCCCUCAAGGCCAUAACUGGACCCGGCAGCUGAAGAAGGAUGAAGAGGAAGAAGACCCACUGGACCAGCUGAUCACCCGCUCUGGCUGUGCUGCCUCCCACUUUGCAGUGCAGGAGUGCAUGGCCCAGCACCAGGACUGGCGGCAGUGCCAGCCACAGGUGCAGGCAUUCAGGGAUUGCAUGAGUGCACAGCAGGCAAGACGGCGGGAGGAACUGCAGAGGAGGAAAGAGCAAUCGAGUGCUCAACACUGAGACCCUAAACCUUCAUCCCCACAGGCUGGCCCUGAAGAAAUAAGCACCCAGGGAAACCCUGGGGAGAACAAAGCCUAAGUAGUAGAAGUGUGCAACACGAGGUAUAAUUUUGGGGACAGUCUCUGGGACUGGGGUUGAAAGCCAGACACCAUGCAUUUGCACAUGACGGUCAUCAUGAGCUGCUCUAUGGACAGAUCACACAUAUCUUCACCUUCCUGUUCCAGCAAUAUUUGUAUUUAAAACAAAGAGUGGGAUAUAGGCCUCUCCCUCCGCCCUACCUCUUGAGUCAGUGUGCCAAGUACUUUAUAAGUAAAUUCACAACCUAGAGGUGAAUCAGUUGCCCAAUCAGGCCUUCAUUUUUCAGUCACAAAUUUAACAACAGAAAGUGUUUCUAAGGCAUUGUGUUAAUAGUGUACAACUUGAAGAGUAAUGUGACCUUCCUGUUGCUUAGCGACUGGUAUGAGAGGCAGAAAUAAAGCCACACUCAAA
Phodopus roborovskii (desert hamster) is the source of this 845-nucleotide messenger RNA. Its product is annotated as cytochrome c oxidase assembly factor 4 homolog, mitochondrial. The coding region runs from base 93 to 356 and encodes 87 amino acids. Gene Ontology annotation, biological process: mitochondrial respiratory chain complex IV assembly. Gene Ontology annotation, cellular component: mitochondrial intermembrane space. The transcript is spliced from 2 exons. The record is from RefSeq and is a predicted model, not a curated record. Lineage: Eukaryota; Metazoa; Chordata; Mammalia; Rodentia; Cricetidae.